UGUUAGCGUGUUUUUGUUUUCUCCAUGAUGCUAACCACUCUUGUAAGAAAAGGGGAGGGGCUUGGAGAAUUUCUAUACAGACACCUCUCUUCUUUACUCAGAACUUUCUGUCAAACUAAAUUCAUUUAACAACUUGUAAAAAUCAUUUUGCAGUAUAAGUGUUGUGGUGUCUCUGGUCUCCAGAGCCGUCCUCACAGCAGACACCGUGAGGUCACUAAUGGUUGUGACGGUACCGGAGACUUCAGGUGGAUCAGAAUGUCUGUAAACUGCAGAAUGAGAGCCAAUAAAGUCCAAAUGUACCAACAGGAAAAAACAAAAUUAGAUGUGACAGCUGUGCGUAUCAUAACCAACAAGAUUCCAACAUUAGAUAAUGCUAAGAACAACCCUGCACUGCAGUGAGGUUGGCAUGACAGGAAGUCGAGAUGAUGAAGAUAGUCCAGCCUUCAAACUAAGAUGCGUGAUGUAUAAAAGUCUUUCUACGGACUAAAGGACGGUUUGAGGUUCCUGCUGGCACCAUGCACUGUCUGCACAAGCUUCUUCUUUGUCUUCUACCAUGUCUACGAGACAUCAAGUUUGCAACAGGAAUUAUUGAUGGAGAAAAAGCUCCGGAGAACUCGAUGCCGUACAUGGUGUCAGUGCAGGAUAACAAGGGUCAACAUGUCUGUGGAGGUUUCCUCAUCACUGAAGACUUUGUGCUCAGUAGUGCACACUGUGGCAACUCUGGUUACUCCCUCAGAGGCUUCACACACGUCGUUCUCGGCAACCACAAUCUGAAGAAGGCUGAUCAUCAGAAAGUAAGGAUUGAAAAAAAAAUCAUCCCUGAAAAUUACCAACACGUUGGACUUGGUAAUGACAUCAUGUUACUCCAACUGUCUGAGAAAGUUCGAUUAGGCCACAGAGUGCAAACAGUUCAGCUUCCACCUGCUGAAACAAACCUAACAGAAAAUCAAGUGUGUCAGGUGGCCGGAUGGGGAAAAACUAAAACUGAUGAUAAUAAACCUGCUGAUGAGCUGAUGGUGGUGGACGUGUCUGUCAUUGAUAGACAGGUCUGUGAGUUACUGUGGGGUGGUCUUCCUGCCGAUGUUACCUGUGCAGGUGGAUAUAAGACAACCAAAGGAUUCUGUCAGGGUGAUUCUGGUGCCCCUCUGGUGUGCGACGGGUUGGCUGUUGGUCUCGUUUCCUUCAACUAUAAAAGAAGCUUUCCACCUCCCACUGCUCUGCUGUGACACACGGGGAAACAUGAACUCGUACGUUUUUAUAAAUGUCUUCAGUUUGACGAAGAAUUUUGGUUUCACUUAUUUAAUCGGGUCAUUUUGCUUCCACGUUGGUUAUUAUUUUUUUUAUUUUUUUUUUUCUCUUUCUUGGAUUUUUUUCUCGGGACUUUCAGAUCCUGUUCAUCAGCUGUGGAGGGUUUUUUGGGUCUACCACUUAAGUACACUCAGAGAUAUGCCACGCUGAACAGAUUUCUGCGUCUGUUCAUGUUUCCUUAUCAUCACGAGUGCCUCUGAAGAUAACUGAAAAACUUCUGUUUGAUUGUAUAUGGAGAAAUAAAAGCCUAUAUUAAAAA
This is a messenger RNA of Oreochromis niloticus (Nile tilapia), 1567 nucleotides long. Its product is annotated as anionic trypsin-1. NCBI's taxonomy places the organism in Eukaryota, Metazoa, Chordata, Actinopteri, Cichliformes, Cichlidae. Gene Ontology annotation, biological process: proteolysis. The coding region runs from base 516 to 1226 and encodes 236 amino acids. The transcript is spliced from 7 exons. Gene Ontology annotation, molecular function: serine-type endopeptidase activity. The record is from RefSeq and is a predicted model, not a curated record.